AUGUCUUACGCAUUAGUAAAUCUUGGUUCAACUGCCAGAAGACACAACAGAAGCCACGCCAGCUCCUCUCUUCGUGCUCCAGUUAACACAGCACUUCGAGAUCAACAACACAGAGAAUUCCCUCAUCUACUCGCUGCCUCAUUAUCCCUCAGUAAGCAAGGUCCGAGAUUUCUUAGGGACCUCCCAAACUACCACAUCAUACCUUCGACAUUAAACCUCGGAGGUACAGGGAAGGAGAGUCAUCUAGAUAAGUUUUCUUACUUCAACGACCUUCCGGUGGAACUCCGAAUCAAGAUAUAUAAAUUCGCAUGUCUAGAACCAAGAGUAGUCACUAUCUGGCCCAUCAUUGUUGAUCGCAAGCCUAAUGCAAUUAAAUAUCGGUUCGCAUCAGAGACUCCUGCAAUCAUGCAAGUCUGCCACGAAGCUCGACAGGAAUCGCAGAAGCUAGAUAUCUACACGCCAACCUCAAGUUCUCCGGGUUUAUACCCUAGUAUAUGGAUCAAGCCGAGUCUCGAUAUCGUGUGUCCAGUCCGUAAUGGUAGCGCCCUAUGGACCCCAACUCAAUUCUCGAAAUUCUGCAACAUCAUAAUUGCGAAUAGGGUUGAACGAUUAGCUCUUGAUAACUUCGUUUCCUUAGACUACAAGAAUGUGGGCGAUCUGGAUGAUUGGAAUAACUUUGACAAUUUUCCCAGGUGGAUGAACCAGAGCCUACGCGAGAUCUUCUUACACUUCGUUAAAGAAGUUCAAUAUUCGUCGUCAACCUCUCAAACUAGUCGAAUGUACCGAAAUGUUUCCCGAGCAAUGGCCGGAGGAACUCACGGUGACUGCCAUGUCGGCUGA
Messenger RNA from Sclerotinia borealis F-4128, 840 nucleotides. The record is from the annotation of a GenBank genome assembly. Lineage: Eukaryota; Fungi; Ascomycota; Leotiomycetes; Helotiales; Sclerotiniaceae.